Messenger RNA from Cyphomyrmex costatus, 1429 nucleotides. RefSeq names its product chymotrypsin-C. Gene Ontology annotation, biological process: proteolysis. The coding region runs from base 41 to 1372 and encodes 443 amino acids. Lineage: Eukaryota; Metazoa; Arthropoda; Insecta; Hymenoptera; Formicidae. Gene Ontology annotation, molecular function: serine-type endopeptidase activity. The record is from RefSeq and is a predicted model, not a curated record. The transcript has 3 exons.
UACAACCAUUACAUUGGAACAUACUCUAUAUCUACCAAAUAUGCCUUCGCGAAAUUCACAACUUAAUGAAUCGCAUCAGAAUUCACAACCUAAUGAAUCGCAUCAGCAUUCACAACUUAAUGAAUCGCAUCAGAAUUUAACAUUAAAACCGGAUUUUCAACAAAGUACCCAGAAGAAAUCCACCGUCAUUUUAUCUCAAGACAAUGGCAAUAUAUUUCUAGAAAGGCUCCCGAGCAAACAUAAUAAUAACAUAUAUCAGAUAAAUCAAACCCCACAAUAUGAUUUUAAUAAUCAUAAUAUAUUCUUAAGGCCAUCUUUGACAAAAAUUCCACAAAACAAUAACAAUAAUAAUAACAAUAUAUUCCUACGGCCAAAUCAGUCUUCUAGGCCUCAGCCAAAUCAGUCUUCUAGGCCUCAGCCAAAUCAGUCUUCUAGGCCUCAGCCAAAUCAGUCUCCAGCCAAACCAGUUCCACACUACAACAACAACAACAACAACAACAACAACAAUAACAAUAACAACAACAAUAAUAAUGAUAAUAAAAUCACUAAUAUAAAUAAUAACAAUGAAUGCGGCAUCAGCAGCCGCUCUGUAAGUGCAAAUCUUUUGAUUGCUAAUGGAAAACAAACCUUGCCUGGCGAAUGGCCAUGGCUAGUGGCACUUUUCGUCCUUACCAGCCAUUAUGAAUUUCAAUGUGCUGGUAGCAUUCUGACAAACAAAUAUGUCCUAACAGCGGGGCAUUGUUUGAAGAACCUUGAAAGCAAUGAGACUAUACCUCCUAAUUUAUUGACUGUGGCAUUGGGGCGAUUUAACUUGUACAGAUUUCGCGAGGUGGGAAGCGUGAAUCGGGAAGUCGCAAGUUAUAGGAUUCAUCCCGAUUAUACGCAUGACGCUAACGGUGACUCCGAUCUGGCGAUUUUAAUCCUCAGACAGCCUGUGGAAUAUAAUCAUUUCAUCAAACCUAUUUGUCUAUGGUCUGGUUCAUCCGAUCUUUACAACGUUGUCAGUAGAAUGGGAUACGUCGUGGGUUGGGGCAAAGACGAAUUCGGUAAUCCUUAUACCGAUCAUCCACGGAUGGCGAUAAUGACGAUAGUUAGUCUGGAGGCCUGUCACUGGAGUUACCCAGGUUUCGUCAAAAUCACCUCGAAUCGUACUUUUUGCGCCGGUACACAAGAUGGGAGCGGUCCUUGCAACGGUGACAGUGGGAGUGCGCUAGUACUUUUCGAUAAUACUACAGACCGUUAUCAGUUGCGUGGUGUUGUUUCACGGUCAGUGUUUACUCAUGAACCAGUAUGUGAUCUUACGAAAUAUACCGUCUUUGUCGACGUGGCUAAAUACCUAUCUUGGAUUCAACAGCAGAUAUCAACCACGUAACAAUAAUUUCUUAUUUCAAAAUAGCAGAAUAUAUGCUAGUAGAUAAUCAAAAUUAAA